AAAGAAGCAACUGCGAAAAGUGAGAAAAAGAGAUAAAACAAAGGCAUAAAUGUUUGGGCUCUGUGUUGACUGUCACCGCCACACCACCAUCAAUCAAUAUCUCUUUUUCAAUAUAUCAACCUCAUCUGCUUCUUCCUACAGAUCCGUUUCAGCUUCCUUCAUGCAUCAUCCAUGCCUACUCUUCCAUUUCUGUAAUUUCUUUACCCCGUCGGUGAGCUAUUGAUUUCUUCAAUCAAGUGGAGAAGGUGACGUCAAAAAGGGGAUUUUUUUUCAUUUCCAUUUUUAGCUGAUGGCGUCUGUAAGUGUAGUAGCUGCUUCUGGAUUGAGAGACCCCAAAGGACAUACAGUUGGUGUUGAUAGGUUGCCUGAAGAAAUGAAUGACAUGAAAAUUAGGGAUGACAAGGAAAUGGAAGCAACUAUUGUUGAUGGUAAUGGAACAGAGACAGGUCAUAUAAUUGUCACCACUAUUGGGGGAAAAAAUGGCCAGCCAAAGCAGACUAUAAGCUACAUGGCUGAGCGUGUUGUUGGGCAUGGAUCUUUCGGUGUAGUUUUCCAGGCCAAGUGCUUAGAAACUGGUGAAACUGUUGCUAUUAAGAAGGUUCUUCAAGACAAGAGGUACAAGAACCGGGAGCUACAAACCAUGCGUCUUCUGGACCACCCAAAUGUCGUUUCCCUGAAGCACUGUUUCUUUUCAACAACUGAAAAGAAUGAACUAUAUCUAAACCUAGUUCUUGAGUAUGUGCCGGAGACUGUCCAUCGUGUGAUCAAACACCAUUAUAAGAUGAAUCAACGAAUGCCACUGAUAUAUGUGAAACUUUACUUUUACCAAAUUUGUAGAGCGCUAGCUUACAUACAUAACACCAUUGGAGUGUGCCACAGGGACAUAAAGCCACAAAAUUUGUUGGUCAAUCCUCAUACCCACCAGGUGAAAUUAUGUGACUUUGGAAGUGCAAAAGUCUUGGUUAAAGGGGAACCAAAUAUUUCUUACAUAUGUUCUCGAUACUAUCGAGCACCUGAACUUAUUUUUGGUGCUACUGAGUACACCACAGCAAUUGAUAUAUGGUCUGCUGGCUGCGUUUUGGCUGAACUACUCCUUGGACAGCCCCUUUUCCCUGGUGAGAGUGGUGUAGACCAGCUUGUUGAAAUUAUCAAGGUAUUAGGGACCCCAACUAGGGAAGAGAUAAAGUGCAUGAAUCCUAACUACACAGAGUUUAAAUUUCCCCAAAUCAAAGCUCACCCGUGGCACAAGAUAUUCCACAAGCGCAUGCCCCCAGAAGCUGUGGAUCUUGUCUCUAGACUACUGCAGUACUCUCCCAACCUUCGAAGCACAGCGCUGGAAGCUCUGAUUCAUCCCUUCUUUGAUGAGCUACGUGAUCCUAACACCCGCCUUCCGAAUGGACGCUUCCUUCCUCCAUUAUUUAACUUCAGGCCUCAUGAACUGAAGUCGGUGCCGGCCGAGAUGUUGUUGAAGCUAAUCCCUGAGCAUGCAAGAAAGCAGUGUGCCUUCCUUGGAUUAUGAUAUGGUUGUCUGCAGUUUAUGCCUGCUCCUUGCAUGAAAAUAUGAUGUGGUAUAGAGAUGUAGCUAGUGGCCUGUUUUAAAUGAAUAUGGAAUUUGUGUUAUUUGUUUUGUAUCUCCUCCUAUGUUCAUUUGUUCCCUUCAUUGAUUUUUUUGUUUUCUUUUUAGCAUUUACUGGCAUCUUUGUAUGUAGAAAGCAGAUAAGAGAAGCUUCUGCUUAAGAUUUCAGAUAAGACAAUGGGUAAGCUGAGCUGACCCAUAUAUUCAGUUGAUAGAGACAAAUUGUAAUGACUUAUUGGAAUGCCAUGUGGAGAUUAUAAAAUCUUGCAAGGUAAUUACUGUGA
Molecule: messenger RNA, 1860 nt
Organism: Mangifera indica (mango)
Lineage: Eukaryota; Viridiplantae; Streptophyta; Magnoliopsida; Sapindales; Anacardiaceae
Product: shaggy-related protein kinase alpha-like
Exons: 13
Coding region: 290-1519 (409 amino acids)
Biological process (GO): signal transduction; protein phosphorylation
Cellular component (GO): cytoplasm
Molecular function (GO): ATP binding; protein serine/threonine kinase activity
Source: RefSeq, a predicted model, not a curated record